CCGCUAAACAUCCAUACUUAUGGCACAGGGAAUUUUGUGGAUCUGAAGAAAGUAGUGACCAAAAAAUAACCGAGGAACAUGUUCUUUUCGUUUCAAUUCUACGAGAAAUACUGACGAAUUUUAUAACUCCUUACUCUUCGGAGAGACAGAUAUUUGAAUUUCUUGAUGGAGAAUUCACAAGAUUUAUGCAGCACAGAGGGAGAUGGGGAUGGACGGAAGGAUGUGGCUUCCACUUCUUACACCACCGCAUGCGUCGGCGCUGCGUAUCGGUUGUUUGGACGUCAAGAGUCAGUGCACAAUUGCUUGGGCGGCUGUCAAGCUGCUGAUGUUUUGUUGUGGAAGCGGGGACGUGUUUCUUUCGGCGCUAUCAUUGUUUCUACAGUUUCUUGGCUUGUGUUUGAGCGGUCUGGAUUAUCAUUCUUAUCAAUUUGUGCAGACGUCUUGCUGAUUUUGGUUGUACUCUUAUUCCUUCGUGCCAACUAUGCUGUUUAUAGAAAUAAACAAUUGCAAACAUUACCGGAGUUAGUAAUAUCAGAGGAAAUGGUUAACAAUGCUGCAGCAUCGUUUCGUGUUAAAAUCAACAAUGUGCUGCUUAUGGCUCAUGAUAUCACUCUUGGCAAAGAUUUUAGACUGUUUUUCAAGGUGGUGGUUUGGCUGUGGCUCUUCUCCGUCAUUGGAAGCUUUUUCUCCUUCUUUACACUUGCUUAUAUCAGUUCAAUCUUAUCAAUAACACUUCCUGCCUUGUACAGCAAGCAUGAAGAAACCGUGGAUGGGUAUUACGGAAAGAUCCACCGGCAGUUUUCAAAGCAUUACAAAAUCGUGGACGAGGGUGUUUUUAACAGAGUCCCCAGAAAUGUACCAAGGGACAAAGAUUCCUAAUCCGGAAAAUUUAGAUUCAAACUCUGUGUCAUCAGUAGCAUACCGUUGAGUUUGGGAUUUUGUUAUAAAGAUCGAUAUGUUACAAGGCCUAGCGGAUUUUUUCC
Pyrus x bretschneideri (Chinese white pear) is the source of this 983-nucleotide messenger RNA. RefSeq names its product reticulon-like protein B16. The record is from RefSeq and is a predicted model, not a curated record. Lineage: Eukaryota; Viridiplantae; Streptophyta; Magnoliopsida; Rosales; Rosaceae. The coding region runs from base 166 to 879 and encodes 237 amino acids. The transcript has 5 exons.